This is a messenger RNA of Paramecium sonneborni, 1621 nucleotides long. Lineage: Eukaryota; Ciliophora; Oligohymenophorea; Peniculida; Parameciidae. The record is from the annotation of a GenBank genome assembly.
AUGUUUGAAUAAUAUUCUGAUAAUGAUACUUUCAUUUGCUUUGAAUAAUAAUGUCACUUAAGUAGAAUCAUCAAAAACUGGGAUUAAUUAAAAUUACAUAAUCAAUUCAAUCAUAAAGUUAUAUCAAAAUAAAAGUUUGAAAGCAAAGUUACUUAUAAAUUUAAUCAGUUUAAUUAAUCGUAGAAGAAAAAAAUGUAAGAAGAUAUUUAUUAAUAAAUUCAAUAUUAAGAGUAGAGAAUUAUUGGUAAAAUUUAAGAACUAUUUGAUUUUUUUUAGAAGUACGAUUAAUAAUAUAAUAUUUUAGAAUGCACAUGAAUUUAGUUGAAGAACAAAUUUACUUCGAUUAUUAAUUAUCAAAUUCUAAAUCUAUAGAAUCUGAUAUAUAAAAUUAAAUUUAAAUAUAUUAUGGAUAAUUAUAAACUCCAUAAUAAAAGCAAGCAGUUCUUUUUCUUGAUGAAAUUUAGUCUAAAUUAAAUUUAAUGGAAAAUGAUUUUCUGAAUUUAUUAGAAAAAAGUUUAACAAUAAGACAUCAAUAUUCUAAAAAUUCUUAAAUAUAGAAAACAACAGAAUUUAAUUUUUCAACCCUUCCUGACAUAAUUUCGCAACCUAUUGGAAUAUAAGAAAAUAGUUAUCAAACUUAACUGAUAUAAAUUAAGACAGAAUAAGUGAAAAAUGAUAUAAAAAAUUAAUUUUAGCAUGAAACACAUUAAAUUUAUGAUUAAAAUAUCGCAUAAGAAUAAUUUACUUUAAGUUAAAAUCAAUAAAUUGAAUAAGAUGAUAUGAAUAAUAUCCCUUUAAAAGGAUAUAAAUAAUUCCAAUAAUUAUAAUAAAACUAUUCUUAUCCUACAGAAAAUAUUUUAGAUAAAGAUGAUGAAAGAUUGAAAUUUUAAUAAGCGUCAGAAAUAGAAAAUACUAAAAAAAAAAAAAUUACUUUAUAAAAACCUACAUUCUCUAAUUGCUAUCUAUUCAAUUAAGGAUAAUAAGAAUGUUUUGAGGGAAAUAAUAUUAAAUAAUAAUAAUAAAAAGACAAGUAUUUAAUCUUUAUCAUAUUAAGAUCAGAAGUAUUAUAAAAAUCAAUUUGUUAAAAUAUAUAUAUUGGGAGAAAGUUUGAUUUAAUAAAUUCACAUAAACACCUCAAAUUUUCAGAAAAUAACAAAGCAUUUUAUUGUAAUCAGUCAGGUAUUGGUCUUGUUGCUGGGAUUUUAAACUUAGAAAAAGAUGCUCAAAUUAGAUUAAAAUUUUCUGAUUCACAAUAUCUUGAAUGUGUAAUAUAUUAUUUUGUAAAAUAAGCUAGCUCAAAUAGGAAUCAUAAAUGUAGACAAGAAUGGAAAAAUAAAAGGAACUCAAUGUUAUUGCCUAAAUGAAUAAGCAGGUAUGAAUCUGUUUAUUUCAAUUAGAGCUAAUUUCAAAUGAAGAUGUUUAUUAAGGAGAGUUUAAACUAGAGGAAGAUUAAGACUAUCUUAUAUCUUAUUCAUCAAAUAAAAGAAUGUUAUAUUUCAUUCAUGAAAAUAUUCGAGUAUAUUAUUUUUUCAAUUAGUCGUGUCUAAGUUUGGGUGAAACUUAAGGAUAAUUUAAAUUCUAUGUUAAAUUAUAUGGAUUAAAAGUAUAAAUUUUAAAAUGA